UGUCCGGCGGGGCCGGGCCGGGAGGAGGUGGCGGCCGGGGCCGGGCUGGGGCCGGGGCUGCUGUUGCCGUGCGGAGCCGCCCAGCGCCGGGCGAGGAGGGGCCGGCCGGGCCCUCCCUGCAGGAUGUGGCGGCGAUGAUGGGACCCACAUUCGCAGCAAGGAGGUCCCCGGCCCACAGCCACCGCCGGGCCAUGAAGCGACGCAAGUGACGGGGACGCCGUGCCCGCGGGCCAUGGCCAGCCCGGCACCAUGGCUGCGCUGGACACAAACAGAGCUGACGCGCUGGGAGGGAGAGGAGGAGGAGGAGGAGGAGGAAGACGAAGACUUUGAAAGGCGCAUGGACGAGGAUGGGGUCAUUGGCCUGGGGGAGGAUGCCGGGAGCCCACCGUGGGGCGACGGUGAGGACCUGGAGGAAGGGUCCCUGGCAGAGGAGGGUCACUGGCAUCCGCGGCGGGACCUGGAGGAGGAGGAGGAGCAGGGCAGCUCGGGGGGGGACGAGGGGCCCUGGGGAGCGGAGAGCGAUGGGGAGCCCUACCCUGAGCUCUCCUACGAGGGCCAGUGGGGCUCGGGGUCCAGCGGCAGCCCCGAAGUACAGCGGGAUGGCCGAGGUGUCUGCCAGCCCCGCAGCUGCAGCACGGAUGGUGGUGACACCUCGGGGCUGUCGGACACCAGCCCUGGCCCCGCCACCCCGUCCCGCUGGCACCGGGGCUGGGGCACGGCCGGGGACACCGGCGGGGGGCAUGGGCAGGGCUGGACCCCGAGCCGGAGCCUCCAGCUGCGCCUCUCCACCGACGACCCCCGCCAUGCCACCAGCAUCGAGCCCGUCCCCAAGCCCCAGCCGGCUGGGACGGGGCUGCCGGCCCCUGGCACUGCUGCCUUGGCACCCACCGGGGAGCCCUGGGGUGCUGGGACCCCCCCUGCACCCCGGCUGCACGACAGGUCCCGGGUGCCCAAGAAAGCGGUGCCCACAGCGCUGCCCCCCAAGCCCGGCUGGCAUUGGUGGUCCCUGAGCCCCCAGCAGCGGCACGCGCGCGGCAAGGAGACGAGGGAUCCCUCGGGAUCGGGCACCAGUGCAGCCGAUGGCACCCAGUACGGCCGAGGGCGGCUCAACCACCCCCUGCCCGACCUCUCCAAGGUGGAGGCGCGGGUGAAGUUCGACCAGAGCUACCGGCCGCCGCGGGGCCGAGCCCUGCCCGCCCGCCCCAGCGCCCCGGGUGGCCCCAUCGGCUUCAAGUCCCCAGCCGAAAUUGUCCGGGAGGUGCUGCUGAGCAGCGGGGAAGGGGUGUCCCCACAGCCCCCCGCCGCCGCUGGGGUGCCGCAGGAGUUCAGUUCCCCCAGGCAAGCCACCGAGCUGGUGCAGCAGCUCCAGGACGACUACCACAAGCUGCUGACGAAGUACGCCGAGGCCGAGAACACCAUCGACCAGCUGCGCCUGGGCGCCAGGGUGAGCCUGUACGCCGACCCGCCACGACCCAGCCGCAACCUCGCCGUGGGCACCGUGGGCACCGGCUGCCAGGUGAUGGCCCUCAGCAUCCCGCAGCCCAGGACGGCCACUGUCAGCUCGGCCCCGGCCCCCCCGUCCUUGCCGGGUGGAGCUCCAGCACCAGGACCGUCAGACCGGGGGGGAUCACCCCAGCCUCCUUCCACCCCCCCACCCAGGGGGGGCUGCCCCACCUGCCCGGGGCCGUGUCGCUGCUCAGGGACGCAGCUGACACAGACGCUGGCGGGACAGACCCACAAGCUGCAGGCGCAGGUGGAGACCUUCGAAGGCUGGAUGCGGGCAGGGACCCCCGCGCCCCGGGAGCAGCUCCAGAGGUUUAGGAAGCUGAAGGAUGCGCAGGAUGCGCUGGAGCGGGCGUACCUGCGAGCCCGGCAGCAGCACCCGGGGGCCUCGGGGGACUUUGAUCCCGACCGUGCGGUGGAAGGGGAGAUUUUCCGCCUGGGGCUGUGCCUGGAGGAGCUGAAGGAGCGGCUGGAGCCCGGGGCCGGGCGGCAGCUCCCCCCGCAGCACCCGGCCCAGCCCCGCUGCCCCCCGGCCCCUUCCCCACCGCUGGCCGCUGGCUCCCCGCGCCCCGAGAGCCCCGCACUGGCGGAGGGUCCCCGGGGGACAGCGGGGGACAGCGAGGGGGUGACGGGGCGGUUGCCCCGGCCCCUCUGGCAUAAGCAGCUCCGAGUGGAGGAGGAUUUCGGUGACCUGCUGGCACAGUACAAGCACUUCAAGUCCUUGCCGGAGUCGCUGAGCCUGGAGCAGCUGAGCCUGGCAGAGAGCGGGUCCCAGGAGGAGGUGGAUGGACCUGCAGCAGAGGACGGUGGCCCCAGCAAGGUCCCCUGCAGGACACAGUCACUAGAGGAGGGGGCUGAUCUCGAGACCUCCCGCUUGCACCCCCCAGAGAGGAGAGCGGCGCUGCUGCCCCCCGGGGAGCCUCCACUGCCAGGGGACACGCGAGGCCACCUGUCCCUGGCCACUGCUGAGGAGCUGCCAGCCGCAGCCAAGCCCCCCCUGGGGCUCCCUGAGCCACCGCGGGCACCCCUGUCCUGUCGCAGCAGUGGGGUGGGCAGCACUGCUGCCCAGCACCGGCCCCGCAAGGAGCAGCGCAUCGUGUCACCAGAGACAGACAGUGGCUUCGUGGGCUCGGAGGCCAGCAGAGUGUCACCCCCUGUGCACACCCCUGAGCACCGGCUCCCCAGCACUGGGAUCCCCGGCUCACUGGGACCUUCCAUCCCUGUCCCCUCGACCCUCCGUCUGUCAUGGAAGAAAGAGGCAGCCCCGCUUCCCUCCGAGCCGGCACUGAUGGGCAUCUACCCCACGGGGGGGCAGGGCGGUACGGGGGGGCCCCGCCUGCCCCCCAGCACCCCCUCGCAGAGCAGCUCCCCCCCCCGCUGGGCCGAGAGCGUGGGCAGCGAGGCAGGACCCAACGGUGACGGAGCUCACACGGACUCGGAGGCGGAAGGCAGGAGUUGUGCCAGCGCUGGCAGCCGCCCCCCUGCCACGGCCAGGGACCCAGCCAGCCCCCCGCCAUCCCCUGAAACACAGUCCCCCACCCCACUGUCCCCCGACCCGACUCACUGUGACCUGCUGGGCUCACGUCUGGAGCGCGACCAGGCCAUCCGGGCGCUGCGGGAUGAGGUGUGGCGGCUGCGGCGGAGGCUGGAGGAGAGCCUGCACCGCUCCCGCAGCUAUCCCGAGGGAAAAGCCGCCCCCCGUGCCGCCCCGGCCAGGAGGCAGCCGGUGGCCAGCAGACCAUCGAGGGACACAGCACCCGCGGGGGAGCCGAGCCCCCCGGUGCGGGGCAGGGCGGCCCCCGGGGUCGCACCCACGAGGAGGGGGAGGUCGGCAUCGCUGCGGCGGGACAGGCCGGAGCUGGACCUCGAUCUGGGGCUCGGACCCGCCGGAUCCCACCCCGCUUCCCUCCCGUCUGCCGCAGCCUCCGAGUCGGAUCCCUUGCCCGCCGGGCCCCCGGCCACCCCCUCCCCGCAGAAGAGCCCUGGGAGCCCCCCGGGUGCGGUGCCGUUUCGGGGGCAGCACACGGGGACGCGGUACCAGGCGGUGACGCCACGCAGCGCUGCGGCACCCCGAGAAGAGGCGGGCACCCCGGGGUGCCCCCGGUGCCGGGGGAGCCGGACAGCGUCGGCCGGCUCCUGGGUGGGUGAUGCAGCGAGGCAGCCCCGGCACAGCACCCCGAGGAGGACACGCUGCCCCACUUGCCAGGCACCCAUGGGUCCCCCCGCACCCAACAGCAGGGACGGAGCCACGCGUGCAGAGCGUGGCCCCGGUGGUACGUCCCCCCCAGACCCCCACGUUGGUCCCCGAGCCGAGAAGCCGGAGCAGCCGGGACUUUGGUACCUGGCGGCCAGCCCUGCUGCCACCGCUGCCAUCGGCUGCCUGGCACCUGUCCCCCUCGUGCCUUACGCGCCCUCCGUGCUCUACUGCUCCCCAGCGGUACCUACCUCAGCCCCAGCUUUGGCCGGGGUCCCCCUCCAACACGCCGCGGGGCACUGGCGGGCAGAGCAUCCCCCCCGGCCGCAUGCCGCUGGCCACCACCGCUGCCUGACCCUGGACCUGGAGGGGUUGGAGGAGCUGAACCGGUCGCUGAGCCGGGCCGUGGAGGCUGCGCAGAGCAUGAGGCUCACCACCACCCGCAUGAGCCGGGCGCUGACUGCCGAGCUGAGCCGAGCACGGGACCUGCGGGGCUCCUGCCUCUUCUGAGGGUCCUGCUGGCACCUGCCAAACCCUCCCUGCCCUCGCAGGGGGCAGGAGGAGGAGGAUGAUCCCCCCAUCAGCGUCCCCACACUGGAUGCUCCCUGCCAGAUCUGGGGGCACCGGGGCUGGAGGCGUCUCCACGGGGUUCUGCACCAGCUCCCAUCACCACCCCGCUUGCCCUGGACCUCCUGCCUCGCCUGUCCGUCCAGCUGUCCGUUUUCAGGACCACCCAAGCUACAGGAGGGGGGUAAGACAUGGGCAGAGGUCACCCAAGAUCUGCACCGCCCUGCAGCACCCUGGGGUGCGAGCACAGCCCUGGCAGGAGGGCACCGUCCCCAACGGGGUGACCCCUGCAUCCCCCAAGGCAGACGCAGCUGGGCACUUCUGGGGAUUCUCCAACUUUGUGUAGGUCCUACUGCAACACGGGCCGAGCCCCCGUUGGCAGCUGCGUUUACCUCCGUGCCUGCGAUUCCCUGUUCAACCCUUUCCCAGCCUCAGGCAUCCUGCGGGGGCUCAGUGCCUGGGGCUUGACCUGUGUGCCCCCCGCCCCCGUCCUUGGACUUGAACCGAGCCAGAUCCUCCCUGGGAGAGCUCUUCUUUUUGGGGGUUUUACAUGAAUUUUUUUUUUUCUCCAAGGUAGCUAGCAAGCAGCUAGCUUUUAGGGUUGUUUGAUGAUCUAUAAUAUGUGUGUGUAUGUAUAUAUAUGUAUCUGUAUAGAUACAUAGAUAUGGUUUGGGUUUAAUUUCCAGCGUAAUCCUUCAGGCAUUUGAGGUGGUGUUUUGUUUUUUUUUUUUUGUCCAUCCUUGGAUGUGGCCACCUACAGUGUUGUCCAGGCAGAAAAAUAGAAGGAUUUGGAGUUUUCCUUGGAAUUCCCAGGGGAUCUGGGCUGGUAGAGGAAAAAUUGUCCACGGAGACCAAGGCGCGGGCAGGAUCGGGCCCCAAGGGGUCUGCAGAGCCCCUGCACCUCCAGGCUGGUUUUGUAAUGGGUUUUCAGCAAAAUAGAUGUGUCGGUGCAGCCCUGGGAGAGGUCAUGGCACCUUGGAGGUGGGUGCUUUGCACCCCACAAACCCUGGGGGACCCCCCCCCAGCACCAGGGGUCCCACGUGGGACCUGCACCCCAUGCCCCUGGGAUGGGUCUGGCCAAAUCCGCCCCCCCUCCAUCCCUGAGCAUCUCUGCCUGCAGUGCCCCUGGCUGUGUUUAUGUAGGACCUACCUAAAGUGCCCGUGUCAAAUUUAUUUAUUUUUGAAAUUUUGUUGUUGUUGUUGUACAAAGACCCACUUUGGGGGGUGGGGAAUCGCUAACGCCCCCCGCGAGUUACUCAGGUCUAGAGCAUCCCCACUGAGCCCCAAUCCUGCAGCCAGCCCGGGGCGGGGGGCACUGGGGGGCUGCCCUGGG
Messenger RNA from Grus americana (Whooping crane), 5597 nucleotides. RefSeq names its product AT-hook transcription factor (gene AKNA). NCBI's taxonomy places the organism in Eukaryota, Metazoa, Chordata, Aves, Gruiformes, Gruidae. Bases 233 to 4207 code for a protein of 1324 amino acids. The record is from RefSeq and is a predicted model, not a curated record. The transcript has 22 exons. Gene Ontology annotation, biological process: epithelial to mesenchymal transition; neuroblast delamination; neuroblast division in subventricular zone. Gene Ontology annotation, cellular component: centrosome.